GAUCGGGUGGUGGGGGUGCCGGAGGGAUAGGCCGCCGGAGACGGCGGCAACGGGGAGGAGGCGGAGAUGGCGCUGUUCCGGAGGCUGUUCUACCGGAAGCCGCCCGAUCGGCUCCUCGAGAUCGCAGACCGCGUCUACGUAUUCGAUUGUUGCUUCUCGACAGACACCAUGGACCAGUUCAGAUACAAGAAUUACAUGGACAGCAUCGUGUUGCAGCUCCGUGAGCAGUUUCCAGAUUCUCCACUGAUGGUACUGAACUUCAGAGAUGAAGGGAAAAGCCUGGUUACAGGCUUGUUCUCCAUGUACAGGAUUACAGUCAAAGAUUACCCCUGCCAGUACUUAGGAUGCCCAUUGCUUCCUUUGGACAUCAUCAUCCACUUCCUGAGGCUGAGUGAGAGGUGGCUUAUGCUCGAAGGGAAGCAAAACAUUCUGCUAAUGCACUGUGAGAAAGGUGGAUGGCCAGUGCUGGCAUUUAUGCUUGCAGCUCUUCUUCUGUACCGGAAACAGUAUAAUGGGGAGCAAAGAACUCUAGACAUGGUCUACAAGCAAGCACCCAAGGAGCUUCUUCAGAUGUUAACAACAUUAAAUCCGCAGCCUUCUCAUAUUCGAUAUCUGCAGUACAUAUGCAAAAUGGACUAUGAGUUGGGGUGGCCCUCAGAACCCAUUCCUUUCACCCUGGAUUGUGUUAUUCUUAGAGGAGUUCCAAAUUUCGAUGGAGUAGGUGGUUGUAGGCCAAUAGUUAGAGUAUAUGGACAGGAUAUUCUAACAGCUGAUAAAAGUCGCAGUGCUCUUGCAACACCAUUCAAAUCCAAGAAACAUGUUAGGCGUUACAGACAGGCAGACAACAUGCCGGUGAAGUUAAAUGUGGGAUCCUGCGUCCAAGGUGAUGUGGUCCUUGAAUGCUUGCAUGUGGAUGAUGGCCUAGAAAAUGAAAGAUUAAUGUUUAGGGUGAUGUUCAAUACCUUCUUUAUCCAGUCUCACAUUUUACAGUUGAACUUUGAGGACAUUGAUGUCUGUUGGGAUGCUGAUCAACGGUUCACAAAGAACUUCAAAGCGGAGGUACUCUUUUCAGAGAUCAGUGCUGAAUCCGAUGCGUCUACUGAAAUUGGAUCCGAUGAUGAUGAAGAUGAGGAUGACUGUGGUGAUGAGAUAGAAGUUGACUCUGGUGAUGAGUUCUUUGAAGCCGAUGAAAUCUUCAGUAAUCCUGAUUCACAUGAUGGACACAAGGAUGCAGAAACUCUUUCAAUAUCUUCUACAGAUUGUACUCCAGGUGCUGAAGCCAGGAAAAUCUCACCAUUUUCCAGUCUCGAGUUGAAUAGUGAUAUUGAUGGGUCACGACAAAAUAAGCCUUCGCCGUUUGAAAUACUAAAUGAUGAGGAGGCAUGCACAUCUGUUGAUACCAACAUUAUGCACGAAGACACCACCAGAGUAGUGUCAAGUUUGGAAAGUACAACAGAUGGAGGCAGAGACAGCAGCACUUCGAGUUCUGCUAUUUACAAAGAUAAAGAUGAUGGCUGCUCAGUUGAAAACAUCAGUCCCAGGCAGGACAGAACAGUUGAUCCCAAGCAAGACUCGAUUCAUACUGAUAAUGUGUUGGUCAAAGAGGUGAUUAUAUUAGAAACGAAUAGUCCAAAGGACAUACAGAUGAUCAAGGAAGUUAUCAUAUCUGAAGUCACCACCCCAAAACAAGUGCUGCCGGGGGAUACAGUGGAGAUGGAAUUAGGCAAUGCAGUCGACAUUUCAGAAAACAUUACAUUGACAGAGGCUGAUAAUACUGAAGGACUUGACUUUGUUCUCAAACAGGAUGAUGGAGAUAGUCCAAUAGAAGAACGUGUUACUUAUGUCAAUGACACCAAUCAAGAGGACAACAGUAAUAUCGAACAGCCUAGCACCAGUGACACAAACGUUCUAGUGAUUGAGCUCACAAAUGAGAAUAACAGGGUGGAGCUUUCAUUGUUAGGGAAACCACAUCCGCACAGCACAAGUGAUACCCUGAUUUUAAGUUCUGGUGAGCAAAAUGUUGAGCAGUCUGAUGCAUCCAAUAGUAAUGGGACUGCAGAACAAACAGAGGGAACGGAAGCUUCAAUAUCCAACUCGACAGGCCAACCUUCGAAUAUUUCUUCUAUGGAUAUGCUGCCUGGUGGAUUUAGCUUAGCAGCAGAUGGUGCUCUAACUCAUCCCAGUGCAAGUGCAGUUACAGCUGACUCAUCUCGCCUUGUGCUAAAGAAAAAAACUUUACUUCCUUUGUCAAGUAUUUUUGCUCCAUCAACUCCCAGGCGGCGUAAUCUGCUUCGUUCAGCAUCGACAGAUUUGUCCUUUCUAUCUCCAUUGCAAACAGAAUCAAAUCAGAAGUCUGUUCCUUCUACAAGCGGAAGAGAUGUUUUUGCUACACCUUCUGUGUCUCCACCAGUCCAAUCCGCUACAUCUCUGAGACCAUCAAAAGUAUUAUCUCUAGUAAAUCCCCCAUUACGACCAAUCAAAACUGUUUCAUCUUUACCUUCAACUUCAUUUGAAGCAUAUAUAGAGAUGUCAACUUCCUAUUCUCCAACAUCGCAUGCCAACCAUCAACUGCAUGUUAACCCUUAUCCUCCCUGCAUACCACCACCUCCAAAACUUCACCUAGCAAAGACACAGGGAAAGGAUUUACAUCCAGGUAGUCUAGCUUUCCCUGCUCCCAACAGGUAUGCAUCUCACCCUCCAGCUCCACCUCCACCUCCACACACUCUUUGUAGACAAACUAUUCUCAACUUAGGUGUUUCGUCUCUAACCUUACCACCCAAAAGUAGUAUAGCGAUGACAGAAUUGCCACGUAAGGAUAGUGAAUCAGAAAUAUCUCCAUCUCAUGGAACAAAUGAUCCUUCAAGUUCAAAAUUUGAAGAAGAAUUGGAAGCAUGCAAGGAGUUCUUGCCGUGUGAAAUGAUCGACGAAAUGUCGCCCUCCACGGCUCAUAGAAAAGAACAUGGAGCCAUUCCAACCCCACCAAAUCCACCAAUUUGCAGCUGGCAUAGGGGAAUUUCACAAUCCCUUACCUCUCAACCUUGUCGUUCCCCUUCACCACCGCACCUGUCCUUGCUCCCAUCUCCGCAACAUUUGCCCUCACCUUCGCCUCCACCCUCAACACAAUCCUUGCUUAUACCUUCAAGAACACAUGCGCCAGCUCCCCAUUUACCUCAUUCACCAGCUCUUCAUGUAAACAGUAUAUCAUUGCCGUCUCCACCACCACCACCACCACCUUGUCCUAGCGGAAUUGUUGCACCUGUGUCUUUAUGUUUACCUCUGCCCUUUUCAAGAGAAGAUUCAACAAGCGAAUGUUUGGCUGCUCCACCUCAAUCUGUACCCCCACAUCUUCCAUCUCUUCCUAGAAAUAAUGCAACUCCACCUCCACCACCUCCACCUCUGCCUAGAGAACAUGAAGUGAUUUGCCCCUUGCCUCCAAUUUCACCUAAAAGGCAUGUCGCACCGUCACCUCCACCACCUCCUCUUGGACGACAUCAAGUGCCAUCGUAUCCUUCCUUUUCCGAGGAUCAUGUAAUAGCUCUGCCUCCACCUCUGACAAGGGAUGCCAUAAUACCGCUGCCACCACCACCUCCACCCCCACCUAGAGAGAGCACACAGGAGUUCCCUUCAUCAGAAUGUCAAGUUGGAACUCCAAUUCCAUCACCGCAUCCUUCUUUUGAUGGAAUGGAAAGAAUUCCACCUCCACUUUCUCCUGAAGGAAGUAAAAGAACUCCACAGCCUUCUCUUACUGGAGGACCAGAAGGGACUCCAGUACAAAAUGGAUUUCAAAGUGGAGCUCCAUCGCCGCCGCCACCCCUUGGAGGAUAUGGAGGGACAUCUCCACCUCCUCGUGGAGCAUGUGGAGCAUGCGGAGCUCCAUCGCCGUCGCCACCCAUUGGAGGAUAUGGAGGGACAUCUCCACCUCCUCACGGGGUAUGUGGAUUGGCUCCGCCGCCGCCUCUUCCGGGAGGGAUACCUCCACCUCUGCCGCUACUUCCUGGGGCACAUGGAGGAGCUCCACUGCCGCCGCCACUUCCCGGGGGAUGCGAAGGGGCUCCUCCACCUCCUCCACUACCUCCUGGAACAUAUGGAGGGGCUCCGCCGCCGCCGCCACCUUCUGGAGGGGCACCCCCACCUCCUCCUCCACCCGGUGGCGGAGGAGUUCCACCUCCACCACCGCCUAUUGGAGGACUGGGAGGAACACCAUCUCCUCCACCUCCCGCUGGAUUUCGAGGUGGAGCUCCGUCUCCUCCUCCUCCUCCCGGAGGGUAUGGAGUGUCUCCACCACCGCCUCCUCCUAGAGGGCACGGAGGAGUAGGUGGCCCUCCUCCCCCUCCAGGUGCACCUACUCCUCCAAUGCCCCCUGGAAGACCUGGUGGCCCACCACCGCCUCCUGGAUUACCCGGUGGGCCCCCUCCACCACCUGGAGUACCUGGUGGCCCCCCUCCGCCUCCCGGUGGGCGAGGUGGGCCCCCUCCACCUGGUGGAAGAGGUGGGCUUACUCGUUUGGGCUCAAACUCAACUGCAAUACGGAAGUCAUCUCUAAAACCACUGCACUGGGUCAAGGUAACAAGAGCAAUGCAGGGAAGUUUAUGGGCAGAACUUCAAAAGCAAGCAGAUGCUGAUAGCAAUUCCGAGUUCGAUGUGAAUGAACUGGCGUCUCUUUUUACUAUUGCACCAAAGACAAAAGGCGGUUCGAAAUCAGAAGGGGCUGGAAAAUCUCUUGGUUCGAAACCUGAUAAAAUUCACCUGAUCGAUAUAAGACGGGCCAAUAACACAGAGAUCAUGUUGACAAAAAUCAAAAUGCCACUCUCCGAUAUGAUGAGUUCUGCUCUGGCUUUGGACGACUCAGUUUUAGACGCUGAUCAGGUUGAAAAUCUCAUAAAGUUUUGUCCAACAAAAGAGGAAAUGGAGCUUCUAAAGAACUACACCGGAGACAAGGACAGUCUUGGAAAGUGUGAGCAGUUCUUUCUAGAAUUGAUGAAGGUGCCAAGGGUUGAAUCGAAGUUUAGGAUAUUUGCAUUCAAGAUCCAGUUUCAGUCACAGAUUAGGGAUGUUAGAAGGAAUUUGCAGACUGUGGCAUCAGCUUGUGAGGAGCUCAGAGGCUCUGAGAAGCUGAAGGUGAUCAUGAAGAACAUUCUGUUAAUCGGGAACACAUUAAAUGAAGGAACACCAAGAGGCCAGGCUGUCGGUUUCCGCUUGGACAGUAUCCUAAAACUUGUAGAGACCCGUGCAACCAGCAGCAGAACAACACUAAUGCACUUUCUUUGCAAGUCCCUCGCAGGGAAAUCACCAGAACUACUGGAUUUUCAUGAGGAUCUUGGUAGCUUGGAAGCUGCUUCGAAGUUGCAACUGAAAGCAUUGGCGGAGGAACAGCAAGCAGUUGUAAAAGGUCUAGAGAAAGUUGAACAGGAACUAACUGCUUCAGAAAGUGAUGGGCCAGUUUCUGAUGCUUUCCGUAAGACUUUAAAGGAGUUCCUUGAUGCUUCUGGUGCUGAUGUACGCGCCCUAUCAGCACUCUAUGUUGAAGUUGGUAGAAGUGCAGAUGCACUUUCCCUUUAUUUUGGAGAAGACCCUGCAAAAUAUCCUUUUGAGCAAGUUGCUUCGACCCUUCUAACCUUCGUGGGGUUAUUUCGGAAGGCACAUGAGGAGAAUCUGAAGCAGAUUGAGGCUGAGAGGAAGAAAGCACUGAAAGAAGCAGAAAAGGAAGCAAGCCAGGACAGAACUCCUGUAAAAUCAAAAGAUGGAUUUGCAGACAGAUCACCAAGGUCACCCUUCAAAUGAUGAUAUCUGCCCCGCAACUUGGAUGUGGUCAUCGGUUUUCCCCUCAACAGACCGACCUCUGCUAGCCAUGCGGAUCUUCAGGAGGCUCGACUGUCGCCGAAUGCAUGGCUUCCUUGGGGACAUCUUAUGCUUACAAGACAAGAUAUACUUUUGGUUGGGACAUCCAUGUUUGAUUGCACAUGACACUGUACAAAGCUAACCCAAUACCUAACGUAGGCCCCCCUGUACAGAAUAUCUCUGUUUACACUAGACGUAGCAGCAGGAGUAGGCCAGUUGUUGUAAACUAGGAAAGUGUAAGAAAUGGUGAGUAGCUCAAAAGAAAUAGAAGAGGAUUAGAGUUACCACAGGACUAACAGGCAGUUUUCUAACCAUAGAUUGACACCCCUGUAGCCCAACCCAGUGAUCCUACAAGAUGUGAUGAUACGAUCCUGUGCAGUCAUGCUUUUCAUUUGUAUAUGGUGAUCUUUGGUCAUUUAUGUUCCGAAUCCA
This is a messenger RNA of Lolium perenne, 6270 nucleotides long. RefSeq names its product formin-like protein 12. NCBI's taxonomy places the organism in Eukaryota, Viridiplantae, Streptophyta, Magnoliopsida, Poales, Poaceae. The record is from RefSeq and is a predicted model, not a curated record.